CAUUUUAAUACGGAGCGGGGGAUGGGAGGUGCUGGGGCCAUACAGGAUGUAAAACUUUGAGUGAUAAGUAGAGAACAAAGAACCUUGUACUUGGCUGGAAUGUCUUCAGGAGGCUGCUGCCGUGCCGCCCGCCGGUGCCUGAAUCAACACAGCACCGUCUAAUUGUAAUUAGUUAGAGGGGCUUUGUCCGUGGAUAUCGGCAUUUAACGAAUCAUUCUGGUGACCCAGCCAGGAGAAAGUUCUGUUCGGCUGUGAGACCAGCCCGGGCGGGUGGACCCCUCGGGGCACCCCCGGGAUAUUCCUGGACAGGGGGCUCCGCUUCCCGGAUUGUCCAUCCAGCAGCAGACAAGGACUCCUGACCACUAAAACUCCGGAUAAUACGGGUGUGUGUCUGGUUCCGAGGGGACGGUGUCGGCUGUUAACACCCGUUGUUCUCACUAACAGGGCCGGGGCCCUCAGAAGCGAGAGAGACGGCAGCAUUUGCUGUCUGAGGUGUAUUUUAAAGGUAAUAUCGCCAUCCUGGGUCAAAAGUUAUAAUUGCAGCUAAGCAAACAGUAAGUUUAAAUCUAUUUUAAGCUGACUAGAUAAAUAAAAAUUCAUUCACCUCAUCGGUUUGAGUUAGAUCCCUAAGAAUUCGCGAAUGGAAAAUUUUAUUUAAAAGUUAUAUCAAACCCUGAGAGGUAACUUGGUAGCUUUGGGUUGGGAGCAACCGGUAGCAAAAUAAAGAAUUUUGGAAAAGUGAGUGGAAUAGCUUGUGUUUGUAGAAAUUUCUGUAGUUUUUAGUGUAUUUACAAGCCAGCAUUGUUUGUGCACAUUAUUGCAGUGUGAGUUUUGUACCAGACGUUAUUAUUGCUUUGUAACCCAGUGCAGAAAGUGUAGUCAGUAUUGACAGCCCUUUAAAUUGAUUUUAACCUGAGCUGUGGACUGUGCAGAAAGGGCUGUAAGAGAAAGUAAUGGGAACCAGCCAGAGUAAAGAGAUCCCUCAAACCAGUCCUUUAGGAUGUAUCCUGACACACUGGAAAGAAUUAGUGGGUUGUGGUGAAAAACAAUUGGUUUUGAAAGCAGCAGGGAGUUUAGCAGAGGAUGCUUGCAAAAUAACCCAAAUGAGAGUGAAGGAUGUUUUUCCUCUCCAAGAUGCGCAGUGGGAUCCUAAUGAUGGCAGUGACAUGGAAAGAUUGGAGGGUUACCGAGAUUUCAUAGCAAAGGCACUGGAGAGGGCAGUUCCUAAAGCCAUGAACUGCUCAGCCCUAUGUGCAAUUAAGCAAGGUCCCUCUGAAACACCCUCUGAGUUUUUAGAACGUUUGCGAGAUGCAAUGCGUCGUCAUACGACGUUGGACCCCGAAUCUGAGGAAGGGACGCAACACCUGGUGAGCUUAUUUUUAGGACAAUCUACAGGGGACGUUCGACGCAAACUCCGGAAAAUACAGGCCCGGCAGCACGGGAUUGAGAGACUUUGCUAGAGGAAGCAUGGAGAGUUUUUAGCGAUAGAGAAGAGGGAUGUAAGCAAGGGAUGAGGAAAUUAAUAAGAAUAGCAAAAGAAAAAGAGAGAGGGGGACAUGGGCAAGGACCACCCCGGUCAGGGAGAAAUCAGUGCGCUUUUUGCAGGGAAAUCGGACAUUGGAAGAACCAAUGCCCAGAACGAAGAAAAGGCGAUCAUCAAAGAAGAGAAAACCAAAAGAGGGAGGGAGCGGCUGCUCGUGCUAAAGAAGACUGAAGGGCACCAGAGGUUCCCAGCCUAGGGGACCCUCUGGUUCUAAUUAAACUAGGGAACCAAGAAAAAGAAAUGGAGUUUUUAAUAGACACAGGGGCAACAUCCUCAGUGCUCAAUAAAGCUUUAAUGCCAAGAACAAAUGAUUCUGUUGCAGUGAGGGAGCAACUGGUCAAUCUGAAAGAGCACACUUCUGCAAACCAUUGCAAUAGAAACUUGGGAGACAACGGGGAAUUCAUACGUUUUUAUACGUGCCUAAUGCUCCACCAGCACUUUUAGGAAGAGAUUUACUGGAGCAACUAGAGGCAAAAACAGUAUUUAAAAAUGGAGAAGUUACUUUGGAGGUUAAAGAUGAACAAUCCAUAGAAUUGUUAAGUCUGAUGUUGAUAGCAAAUGAAACCAAAGUUGAAAAUGAAGAAGAGACUAGCAAGAAAAUAAUAGAUCAAGUAUUCCCUGGGGUAUGGGCUUCUAACAUAGCAGGGAGAGCAAAGAAUGCACUCCCUGUACAAGUUAAGCUUAAGGAAGGAAAACAAACCAGUUAGAGUUAAAAAAUAUCCUUUGAAGAAGGAAGGCAGGGAAGGAAUUAGCCCCAUAACUGAAAACUUUCUGCAGAUAGGACUUUUAAAAAUCUGAAUUCAAUACUCCCAUUUUACCUGUCAGAAAGCCUGAUGGAUCAUACGGAAUAGAACAGGAUUUAAGAGCUGUUAAUAAAACAACCGAGGACUUAUACCCAGUGGUUGCUGACUCCAAUACUUUAUUAAAUCGUUUAACACCUGAACUAACUUGGUUUACCAUUUUAGAUUUAAAGGAUGCUUUCUUUUGCCUUCCUCUCCAUGAGGCCAGCCAGAAAAUCUUUGCACUUGAAUGGGAGAAUCCCAAGACUGGAUGCAAAGCUCAGCUCACAUGGUCUGUGCUACCCCAAGGAUUUAAAAACUCCCCCACAAUAUUUGGAGAACAGCUUGCAAGAGAUCUGGAAUCCUGGGAAGCCCCAUCAGGAGGAGGACAGCUGUUCCAUCCUCCUGAUUGCUACUAAAACACCAGAGACGUGUGGAGUGGACAGUGAGCGUCCUAAACUCUUUGGGUUUACAGGGGUAUCGAGUAUCCCAGGAGAAAGCCCAAAUGCUGAGGCAAACAGUUGUGUGCUUGGGCUGUGAGGUCAGUGCUGGACAAAGAACUUUAGGACAGGAUCAGAAAGAAGCAACAUGCCAAACUCCAAAACCCCAAACAGUAAAGGAACUGAGAACCUUUCUGGGCAUGACGGGGUGGUGCAGACUGUGGAUUUACAAUUAUGGGCUGUUGGUUAAACCCUUCUGUGCCUUGGUUGCGGAAGGAAACAGAGACCUUCAAUGGACAAAAGAAGCAACACAAGCUUUUAACCAACUGAAGAAGGCCCUCAUGUCAGCCUCAGCCCUGGGACUUCCAGCUGUGAGUAAACCAUUCCUUUUGUUUUCCCACAAAAAGCAGGGAUUGCUUUGGGAAUAUUGGCACAAGACCUGGGCCCGUAUUGCAGGGCAGUCGCCUGCCUCUCUGGAUGCAGCAGCCCAGGCAUGGCCAGGGUGCCUCAGAGCUGUCACAGCAGGGGCAGUGAACAUCCAGGCAGCAGCCCAGGCAUGGCCAGGGUGCCUCAGAGCUGUCACAGCAGGGGCAGUGAACAUCCAGGCAGCAGCCCAGGCAUGGCCAGGGUGCCUCAGAGCUGUCACAGCAGGGGCAGUGAACAUCCAGGCAGCAGCCAAGGCAUGGCCAGGGUGCCUCAGAGCUGUUGUGGCAGUGGCACUGAACAUCCAGGCAGCAGCCAAGGCAUGGCCAGGGUGCCUCAGAGCUGUCACAGCAGUGGCACUGAACAUCCAGGCAGCAGCCAAGGCAUGGCCAGGGUGCCUCAGAGCUGUCACAGCAGGGGCAGUGAACAUCCAGGCAGCAGCCAAGGCAUGGCCAGGGUGCCUCAGAGCUGUCACAGCAGUGGCACUGAACAUCCAGGCAGCAGCCAAGGCAUGGCCAGGGUGCCUCAGAGCUGUCACAGCAGGGGCAGUGAACAUCCAGGCAGCAGCCCAGGCAUGGCCAGGUGGGAAUCUGGGAGAACCAGUGAUCCAUGAUUGCCUGGAGACCAUCAAGGCCACCUACUCCAGCCGCCUGGACCUGAAGGCCACCCCUCUCGAGGACACUGAGACCUGGUUCACGGAUGGGAGCAGUGGGAAAAGACAUGCUGGGAUCAAAGAACAAGCUGCCUGGAUUCAUCACACCCGAGCGAAGAAGGCUCCUGAAGGAUUCCGGAAAGUCACGCCGAGUGACAACGAACUGAAAUUAAAACUUACUUGGGAAAGUGAACAGAGUGUGGGUGAAAUGUUAGCAUAG
Messenger RNA from Corvus hawaiiensis (hawaiian crow), 4057 nucleotides. RefSeq lists its product as uncharacterized. NCBI's taxonomy places the organism in Eukaryota, Metazoa, Chordata, Aves, Passeriformes, Corvidae. The coding region runs from base 2828 to 4057 and encodes 409 amino acids. The record is from RefSeq and is a predicted model, not a curated record. The transcript is spliced from 6 exons.